This is a messenger RNA of Mucor mucedo, 1116 nucleotides long. Its product is annotated as kinase-like domain-containing protein. The coding region runs from base 1 to 1116 and encodes 371 amino acids. Gene Ontology annotation, molecular function: ATP binding; MAP kinase kinase activity. The transcript is spliced from 5 exons. NCBI's taxonomy places the organism in Eukaryota, Fungi, Mucoromycota, Mucoromycetes, Mucorales, Mucoraceae. Gene Ontology annotation, biological process: protein phosphorylation; MAPK cascade; cellular hyperosmotic response. The record is from RefSeq and is a predicted model, not a curated record.
AUGAGUAGACCCGGUGGUUCACCUUUACCGCCCAUGGCAGGCGGAAGUCCUGGUGGUUUAAGUGGAAGUCCUGGAGGUUUGAGAGGAAGACCUGGUAUGGGUAGAAUGGGAAAACCUGCCUUGAACUUAUCUCAGCUUGGUCUCUCACCAAAGCAAGAACAAACCCCAUUCGCAAAUUUUUCAAAAUAUGUUGACCCUUCUGGAAAAUUAAAUUUCGCCGGCAAAGCCAUUAUUCACGCAGAUGGUGUUGAUUUCAGUAAUGGAAAUAGUUUUGCAAUUAAAAUGGAUGACCUGAUAUUGCAAGAGGAACUUGGAAAGGGGCAGUAUGGUACCGUCCAAAAGGUCAAGCAUCGUGUUACUAAUGUUACAAUGGCCAUGAAGGAAAUUCGUUUGGAAUUAGAUGAAACUAAGCUGCAUCAAAUCUUGAUGGAGUUGGAUAUUUUACACAAAAGUUCUGGUGAAUUUAUUGUUGAAUUCUAUGGUGCCUUCUUUAUCGAGUCGUGUGUUUACUAUUGUAUGGAAUAUAUGGAUGCUGGCUCACUCGAUAAAUUGUAUGGUUCAGGUGUGCCUGAAGAAGUCUUGGCAAAAAUAGCCAUUUCGAUGGUGAAAGGUUUAAAGUUUCUCAAGGAUGAGCUUUCGAUUAUUCAUAGAGAUGUUAAACCCACAAAUGUUCUCGCAAAUAUCAAGGGACAAGUUAAACUUUGUGAUUUUGGCGUGUCAGGCCAGUUAGAGAAAUCCUUGGCAAAAACAAAUAUUGGCUGUCAAAGUUACAUGGCACCUGAACGUAUCAGAGCAGCGAAUACCUACUCCGUAUCAUCUGAUGUUUGGUCCUUGGGUAUAUCGCUUGUCGAAAUUGGUGUUGGUCGUUAUCCUUACAAAUAUGAUAACAUGUUUGCACAAUUAAAAGCCAUUAUUGACGACGAACCACCAUCAUUACCUUCCGAUAUAUUUUCCCCUGAAGCUGUUGAUUUUGUAAAUUCAUGUCUUCAAAAGGAACCACUUAAAAGACCAGCCUAUGCCGAUUUAUUAGAACAUCCAUUUAUUAAAAAGUAUGAAAAUGUCGAUGUUGAUAUGGCGAAAUGGGCUACUGAGGCAUUUGAAGCCAGAAAAAACUAA